AUGUCGCUUCAGCGUCUCAGUUCGCCCAAACCGCUGAUAUUGGAUGGUGGAACGGCAACACAUCUGGAGAGAGCAUAUCAUAAAAAUCUGACCGGCACAGCACUUUGGUCUUCUUCAUGCUUGUACCAGGAUCCGCAAGCGAUACGAAACGUUCACUUGGACUACCUUCGUGCAGGCGCUGAUAUAAUAUCUACCUGCAGCUAUCAAGCCUCCGUUGCCGGAUUCAAGGAGUUCACACAAACCAAAGCUAAAGAGUUGAUGCAGAGUUCUGUAUCUCUUGCGACCGAGGCGCGCGAUACAUUCUGGGACGAAUAUCAAAAGGGUGAAAAAGAAAACAGCCCACGUCGCGAUAUCCCACUUGUUGCUCUUUCCCUUGGACCCUAUGGAGCAAUUUUAUGCAAUGGUGCUGAAUACACUGGUGACUAUGGAGAUGCUACUUUUGACGAUGUCCUUCGGUUUCACAAGGAGCGUCUAGACAUAUACGCUCCAAUGUUUGAUCAAGUGGAUUUCAUUGCAUUCGAGACAAUACCGUCUCUUCAAGAAGCAAAUAUUAUUCGAGAGCUUCUCAGAAAUGUUCCAAACUGCCCACCAACUUGGGUUUCAUUCUCUUGUCGGAAUUCUCAUUUGGUAUCACAUGGUGAACCAUUAACAGAGUGUAUCAAUUCUUGUAUGGAUGUUCCUUCUGUAGUCGCCGUCGGGGUCAAUUGCACAAACCCUCAAUAUGUAGAGGAUCUAAUCGGCAUUACUCGUAGACAACUUGACGACAUGGGAUUAGUGGAAAAAUGGGUCGUGUGCUAUCCCGAUGCUGGUGCUGCUUGGGAUGAUGUUCGAAGGGAGUGGAUACUUUCGACUGCUCUUCCAGCGGAUGCAUUUGGCACGCUUUCUGAAAAAUGGGUCAACGCCGUAGACAAAAAGAGAAUAAUUAUUGGAGGAUGCUGUAAUACGACACCUAAUCAUAUUAGGAAUUUAAGAUUACAAGUUUUCGGAUAA
Molecule: messenger RNA, 990 nt
Organism: Paraglomus occultum
Lineage: Eukaryota; Fungi; Glomeromycota; Glomeromycetes; Paraglomerales; Paraglomeraceae
Source: the annotation of a GenBank genome assembly